Molecule: messenger RNA, 6398 nt
Organism: Formica exsecta
Lineage: Eukaryota; Metazoa; Arthropoda; Insecta; Hymenoptera; Formicidae
Gene: tty
Product: protein tweety
Exons: 9
Coding region: 179-2359 (726 amino acids)
Cellular component (GO): plasma membrane
Molecular function (GO): intracellularly calcium-gated chloride channel activity; volume-sensitive chloride channel activity
Source: RefSeq, a predicted model, not a curated record
AGUCGAGCUCGGGCCUUCGUCGGGGGUGUGUGUGCGUUGUAUGUCGUUGAUCGCGUUUCGUCGUACGCGAGCGUACGGGCUUGUCACUAAGAAAACAUCGAGCGCUCGCGCGUAGCAUGUCUUGACGAGUAGGAGGGACGUUUCGACAAGGGUUUUUGGCAGAUAAGGAUUCUGCAAAAUGGCGGGCGGUCAGCAGCUUCCGGAGCAGUACACGGUACCACAAUACGCGAGGAUCUUUCACAGUCUGCCGCAUCUGAACGUAUCUCUACAUUCGGUCAAUAAUACGUUCAAUCCGCACUCCGAAAUCUAUUUGGAGAGCCUCGGGAUAUUAGGAAGUAUCCCUGCAGCCUGGUUGAUCUUAACGUUGCUGGUAUUGCUGGUUUAUUUGGUAACGAGAUGCUGCGACCGGAGGCCGCGCCCCAAGAAGUCGAUAACCGCGCUGAAAUGUUCCCUGGCCAUCCUGGCAUUGCUCUGUAGUGGAGCAGUUGCUGUUGGUCUUUAUGGCAACGACGACGUUCACAACGGUUUAGUGCAACUAGUAGCCGCGGCGAAGAACGUCGAUGGAAUCCUCAUGGGCGUCAGAAAUCAGACUGACAAUAUAGAAGUAACUCUAAAGAAAAAAGUACAACCGCAAUUGACCGCCUUGGGUGACGAAUUCGAUGCUCCGGUCAGCAAUAAAACUAUGUUGGGUUGGCUGUUGGCGGCACUUAACGGUAUGAAGCAAAACACGAGCAUCGCCGUAAAUCGGAGUUUCGAGAUACGAAAGCCCUUGAGUGGAAUCAGUCUCGCUGGCGCUAUCGGAAUGGGCGAGAAGAUCGAGCAAUUAAGAUGGCCUAUCACUAUGGCAGUCUUGAGCGCUCUACUUGUCCUUUGUGUGGUUCUAGUGGUCGGUGUUGCACGACACUCUAGAUGCGUCCUCAUAACAUUCUCCGUAUUUGGCUUGUUUGCGGUAAUCGUCUCUUGGCUCAUGGCGUCCUUAUAUCUGGCCACUUCUGUAGCUCUAGGUGAUCUCUGCGUAUCGCCCGACGGUUAUUUAAGCAGAGCCGUACCGUCGACCUUAGCCUCUGAGGUACUCUCAUACUACACGCAUUGCGAGAACACGCGCAGUAAUCCAUUCACGCAGAGAUUGCGGGACGCGCAGCGCGCGGUGGGCAACAUGAGGCACAAUUUGAACAGCGUGAGUCGAUUAGCGAUAGAACUAUUUAAAGAUCAGCAACUCCAGCCGAAGCUCAGCAGCUUGUCCACGGACGUUAACACCGUAGACAGACUCGUGUCGGGUUUGGCUACCUUACUCGACUGUAAACCUCUGCACAAGCAAUACGUUCAUGCCGCUAAGAGUUUAUGUCAUUUGGGAUUAUACGGAUUGAGCUUUAUGCUAAUAGCCAGUUUAGCCGCAGGUCUUCUGUUCACUGUAUUGGUUUGGGUGGACUCGCAUACAUGGAUAUAUAUACGAAAACGAAGAGAUUACCAUCAAGUCGAUGAGCAAGAUCCUUACUUACCACCGUCGGCAGCCUCGCAAGCGAUAGCAGCUCGGACCCUUCGAGGCCAAGGGUCGUACCCGCCUACAGCCCCUACGCUUAAUUCGAAUGCUCUUGGCACUCAUAAUACGAUUAAGCAGCCUCUCUUGCUAACGCCGCCCCCACCGUCCUACGCUACUGCGACUGCUCGAGCACGUCAACUGCACGAGAGCAUGCUAAAAGGUGGGGGUGUUAACGGGAGCGGAGCAGGCGGGGAUCAUAAAUCGUCUCAGCAUAAUCAGCAAUCAACGGGUGGACGAGCUGAGCACCGUUCUGGACUCGGAGAUCAACCUGGCCAGUACGCGACUCUGAGCAAACAAUGCAAGACACUAGAAUCCAGUAGAGAACCACCUUGGACGCCUAGCGUGGCGUCCUUCACCGGUACCCUGUCUCACAAUUCGCAUGGACCCGCGCAUCUUGCUACUUUCCAAGACUCUCGAAAGACGCAAACGCUGGAUCCGAAAAAUCUGGCCAAUCUGAAGAGGGGUCCCACUCCGGCCUGGAAUCAAAAUCGACCGCUCCCGCCGAAUCCCGCGAGUCAGCAACAGCCGACGUGGGAAUUCGAGUCGCGUUCGCAGACUAACAUGAAUCAGUUUCGAUCGUUGGUGCGGAACAAGGCGCCUAACAUUCGCAUCCAGGAUCAGAUGCAGGAUCAGGUCAGGACUUUGGACAGAAAUUUUUCGCGCAGUCAGUUUAAUGGUACCGCCGCGCAGAAUAAUACGGUGCCGAAUAUGUACGGUACGUAUAAUCGAGCGCAGGGAAGGCAGGAAAAGCCGACGGUGGCUACGCUAAGUCAGGUACAGGGUAGCGAUCCUAAUUUGUAUGCUGUAACGGAACUCUAAUCGUGGUAAAAGAAAGAGACGAUGCCGUAUUCAAUGAAUCGUAUUUUCGAAACGUUGUCAUUUUACAAAAGGAAAAAGUUUUGUCCUUCGAUGAAGUUUAAGUCGGGCGAUUCGGAGUUCCUAUUUAAGAAAAAAAAAUGGCAAAUCGAUUUCGGAGAUCUGCGAUAAAAGUGAGAGAAGUAAGGGAUGAGGGGAGGGGACAAAAAAUCUUAGAGAACUUAGAAACUUGUGGGAGACAUACUUUAUAUCCGAGAUUUUGUACUUGUAUAUCAUGUACAGUAAUUGUGGUACGUCCUUCUAUGUUAGCCUCUCUCUUUGUUACGAUGUUCUUGAUCGGAUCGUGCGCGAAGUAUCCAGAGAGGAAUAGGUACUUAAAGCGGCGACGUACGUAUUUAUUGCUCGAUUGGUUGAUCGAAAAGCUAUCGAAAGCAUCUCAACGAAUAAGCACAAAGAUAUUUACAUUGACAUCAUUUACAGAGAUACUAUUCGCUUGUUCAUUCUAAAUUAGCUGUUAAUUUCGCGUAUGUUUAACUUAAGGAAAGUUAAAUAUCGUUGAAUGCUCUGAAAGAAAUACCAAAAUAUACAAUGAAGGAGGGAGAUACCGAGGUUUUUAGAUAUACUUUAUACAUUUUAUCAAGGGAAUCUAUGUUGAAUUUUUCUGUGAGAGAUAUGCAAUACACUUUAUAUGUGUGUGAACGCGUAUACAUACAUCUCUAGUUACCGCACGAAUGUCUCGUGAUUUUUACGAGGUACUUUGGCAGAAUUCGAUUGACUACGCUCGAUAUACUGCCAAUGCUUAGGCGAAUAUAUUUUUUAAGUACAAACAUGAUGGUAGCACAGAUGUUAUGCGUUUUCAAUUUUCACAUGGGAAAGAGAAAAACUAAAAACCGCACGUGGGUGUCCGAUUUAUUAAAAAAUAUUGGAAAUCUACUUCCACACAAGCCGUACUAUAUAUAAUUAAAAUACCGCAUUACUCUUUUUUAAAGGCAGUGGAAGAGAAAUGGAUCUAAAAUUGAAUCUUACUACGUUUUGUAAGAAUCAAAAAUGAAUUUUCUGCGGAGUGCAGUCUUCCUGACAGAUAUUCUACACUAGAGAUAUACCGGGUAUAUAAUCUAGCAAUUAUUUGAUAUUUGUCAAAUAGACGAAUACCAAAUAAUUAUUUUAACACCAAUGUUGAAAUGAUAAAUUCACGUAAAGUCAAUAAUGAUGAAAAGUAUUUACGUGAAAACGCUGAAGAGAGAAAAAAAGGCUCAUCUUCUAAAAAUUUUAAUGUAACUUUCAAUAAUUAUUUCCCGCUUGCUAGAUAUUAUAAUAAUCGCCACGUUUUAAUCGCAAAUAAUUAGAUCUGAAUAUUAAGGAAUAAUUUUGUGCCUGAAUAACCUGGAUAUAACCGGACAAAUAUUUACGAUUAUCAGAGCAUCCGGUUGGCAAUUUGUCAAUUUCUUCAAUUGCCGCGGGUGCCUGAGACUGUAGUGUAUUCGGUACAUCUCUAAUUGAUACUAUUUAAAAAUUUAUAAGAGUCGAUAGAUUUUCAACAAUUACAAGUGACUUUAUACCGGCAUCCGCAUAUAAUUCAGUAAAUCUGUAUAUAAACAGUAACAAUUAAGAUUAUCGAAUAAACGUAAAAAGUGUGAUAAAACGCGAAUCUAGAUGUUAUAUGAAUUCGUGGAAGCAUUUUGCCACUUUGGUUGACAGUUUGACUACGAUUUCGGGAUGCAGGAAGGAAAAUCGUGCCAUUCCAGUGUAACGUAUGCAUUUAUCGCAAAACCACUUUCCAGAAUUUUCUUAGAGACUUGUGUUUAGUCGAAUAACAAUUAUAUAUAACCGCAGUACACACCAAGAAUUAAAGGGAGCGUGAAUAGCAAGAGAACUUAAUUCAAUGUAAAUAAUUGUAAUAUUUAUUACAGAGCGCGAUAGCUCAUAUAGACUAGUAGCAUAUAGUUUAGUUAAAUGCGCUAAUUUAAGUUUCGACGAGAUGAAUAUUAAAUGUGUACACGCACGUGUACGGUAUGUCGGCCACGUAAUAUACGAGAUGAACAAACGUGUUUUGUUCAUUUUAUAGAGAGAGAUGGAAAAAUACCCUAGUCAGUAUAUAAAGUUGAGUAUAUUCGAUAACAGGUAAAAAGAUCUCUUGCCAAAUUUUUAACACAGGCUCAAUUUAAUCAAGAAAAAAAAACAAAGAAAAAAAGAACUUAAAGAGGACUGCUCUUUUUUUCUCAAAUAUUUGUAUCGUCACUAUUAAUACAUAUGAAAGCUAUUAGUGCGUGAUUGCCCCCGAUACAUGUUCUAGAUUAAGAAAAAAAAAAAAAAACUUAUCGAGAGAGAAUAUACAAGCAUGAUUCAGCUUCAGUGUUUUAACAAAAUAAGCGUCUAGUUUUAUUUUGUAUCCAUUACUCUUUUUUUCUAUUUCGUUUUUUUCAUUAUUACGUUAUCAAUUCAUAAUAAGAAUUUUAUUUCUUAUCCUUUAUAAUAAGAGAAAUAGAGAAAGAUAAAAGUCAAUGUUCAAAAUUUUUUUUCACUUUUUUAUGUCUCUUUUUUUCUAUUUUUUUCUUUUUCAAUGACUCACGAAACACUGAAGGUGGACAUUUUCACAUAGUCGAAAGGAAACAAAAGGAAAUUGUAGUGAGUUUAAGAUUUUACAAUAAAGCGCGCAAACGGGAUCAAUGUAUUAUUCAGAUUGAAGAAAUGUCGAACGAUCGCUUGACAAAAUCAGCCGAUCAAAAAUUAAUUCAUGCUUGAAUAGUUUCCUACAAAGAAAUAUUCGAUUCGCGCUCAACUAUAUUUCCGGGCGAAAAUAACGAAGAGAUUAGUUUAUAUGCGACCCCGCGUUUAACAUAUAUUGCAAAUUAAUCUAGAACAGGAAACAGUUGUUAAACAUCUCUUAACAUGCGAACUUGUAAUCUAGACAAUUGUUAAUGAAAUUCUCCUUUAUUAUAAUCUUUCAAUUUCUGUAGUUGAAACGAGAGAGUCUGAAGCACACAGUUAUGAAUCAGAGUUUCUAGUGAAUGAAAGAAUAUUUAAGUUUCUCAUGAUUUUUAUACGAUAAAUACAUAAUGUGUGUGUGGUAUGAAAGACGAGAGCGAAACGACUACGAACAAAAUAGAAAGGGAGACAGGAUGAUUGAAAGAAAGAAUGAGAAUAUGUAUGUGCAUUUAUCUAUUAUACAUAUAUAUGUAUGAGUGAGAGAGAAAGAGAGAAUGGAAACUCGUUAUUUUCAAAAAUAUUAGGAAUGAUACGACGUAUAAUGAUACAUUAAAUAACUCGUUUUUGAAUCGGUUUUAUUGGCCUACGGCAAUUUUUCACAUCGCGAAUUAAGAAAAGUAGUUAAUAAACGAAAAUCAAAAAGAGGAUUACGGAGAAUCGGAUUUGAUGCAGAUACGGAUACGCGUGACAGACAAGGAAAACGGGAGACCUAAGCUUUUGUGCACCCUUUUAAGACUGAUACUGGAUAUAUACCGAAUGAUCCAGGGCUCUAAUGUUUUUUCCUUAUAUCCGUAUAUUAUAUAAGUACGUAAUCUUUUACACGUGUUCGGUAUAUGGGAUAGGCGAUGGGACGUUUAUUUCUGUCACGUAAUUAAUAGUAUCCAUCGGUAUAUCUUCCUUUCGAUAUUUUUUUCAAUUUACGUUGCAUUUUCAAUGCAACUUUCUUGCUAUAUUUAUUAUAGCGAAAGAGUAGAUAAUAUAUAUUAUUUUUCUUUUUUUUUUGCGCAUUUCUCUCUCACUGCGCGAAAGAGAUGAUUUAUAAAGUACGUAGAGGCUACUCGAUUACUCCAGAAACUUAUAUAAGUUAUAAUAUUCUAUUGCGUCUUUGUUUGUAUGUGUGCGGUUACGCGAAUUUUGAUGUAAUAUAAAAGAGACUUAUCUCAAAGAGGUAUAUAUAUAAGAGACAACACACGGAGAACGAACGAAGCUCGUUAAUCGAUACCAAUUUUGUAUAUUACGAUUGUGUCUAUAAUUGCCAUAUUCCGGAUUUAAUUCCUCCUACUGUAACGGAACAUGAAUAUUAUAAAAAGAGAAAUAAAAACCCAAGAUCCAUAAU